GAAAAUGGCGGCUUCAGAAUAAAGAAUUUGUAAAGAAAUAAAAAUAUAUUGAUUCCAGGAUUAACCAAUAUUUGUCAGAAAUGCCAGUCAGUGAAAUGGAGAAUCCAAUUCAACCUCCUAGUGCUGAUGCGACCGACCAAUCUCAAAACAGUCAGGACAGUGAAAUGUCGGCGAAUGACAAUGCAUCGAAUGCUUCAACUGAAACACCACCUUGUUAUUGUGAAAAACCAAGGGUUAUUGGUUCACCAGAGAUCCAGUGCAGUAUAUGUCUAAGAUGGUUCCACGUUGAUUGUGUGAAUGCCAAUUUCAAUGGCGCUUGUCUCCCUUUCAUUACAAAUUACCAGUUCUGUUGUAAACUAUGCAGUCCAACAGCUAUUGAUAAAUUUCAACGGAAACAAGCCAGUUUCAGUCAGAUAUCUUUGACAGCGCUAGCAAAUUUAACACACGAGAGUACUACUAAGGGUGAAUCUGUAACAAUGUUCUCUAAAGACAAAGACAUUAUACCAUUUAUAGACAAAAAUUGGGAGAGUAUAACAAUACUGUCCAGACGAACAAAAUCAACUUGGCAUAAUACUGUUUUAAAAACAUUAACAAAGGAAACAGAAUUAUUCCAAUCGGACAAAACAGGAGAGAACUUUGGUCUUGUUAAUCAAGAUCUAUCCAAGAUUGCCCCAAAUUAUGAAAGUGAUAAAGGCAAGGGCACUGGAGUUAGUUUGACGGAAACCAAAACAAGAAAUGCCAAACGAAAGGCCCCAUUUGAUAACAUUCAAAUUACUGGUGCUAAACAGAAGAAAAGUGACAUUGGUGUGUCUAACAAACUGAUGUCUCAUGGUUACCCAUUAGAGCAUCCAUUUAAUAAAGAUGGUUAUAGAUAUAUUUUGGCUGAAUCAGAUCCUCAUGCUGCCAACAGACAGGCCUAUGAUGACAACCAAGAGUGGGCUGGUAAACCUAUACCAGGAUACUUAUACAGAACAUGUUUAGCCAAUCAAGUUCUAUUGGCGUUGCAUGACCGCGCUCCACAACUGAAAGUGUCUGAUGAUAGAUUGAAUGUUACUGGUGAAAAGGGUUACUGUAUGAUUAGGGCCAGUCAUGGUGUAAGAUAUGGAGGCUGGUAUUUUGAAGCUACUAUAGAGGAAAUGCCACAGGACUCAGCUGUCAGAAUUGGAUGGUCUCAAUCUCUAGGAAAUCUACAAGCACCAUGUGGCUAUGAUAAAUUCAGCUACUCCUGGCGUUCAAGAAAAGGUACCGUAUUUCACCAAAGUCGUGGCAAACAUUACAGCAAUGGAUAUGAAGAAGGAGAUGUAGUUGGAUUUUAUAUUGAACUUCCUAAACCUGAGGAUCCUGGCAAACUGUUGAAUACAACUUAUAAAGAUAGACCAUUAGUUAAAUUUAAAAGUCAUUUAUACUAUGAGGACAAAGAUAAUGUUUCAGAAUCUGAGAAAAGUUUAAAACCACAUUAUGGAAGUAAAUUGAUAAUGUUUAAGAAUGGUAAGAAUCAGGGAGUUGCUCAUCAAGACUUGUAUGAAGGCAAUUACUUUCCAGCUGUGUCCCUUUACAAAAGCAUUGUUGUUAAUAUGAAUUUUGGUCCAGAUUUCAAAUGUCCUCCUGAAGGCUUAGAAGAUUAUCGACCAAUGUCAGAUGCAGCUUUUCAAAGCAUUGUGGAUAGUUCUGUUGCUGAUAUAUUGUUCCACGUAGAAAAUGAAGGCAAAUUGCCUGAAUUUUAGUGGCUAUAUUGUGCUUGUUUUUAAAGAGGUUUUCUUAAAAAAAUAUGUGUAUUGGAGAUACUAAAAGCAUCAAUUUGCACCAUUCUAAUUUUCAAACAGAAAUUGGUUCCUGCAAUUCCACUAAAACUAAGAUUUUUGACGUCAUUAAUAACAAAGGCCCUCCAUAACAAUGUAAUAAAGCAUAUUUUGCAAUUAGGGACCUUAUCAAACACUUAGUUUUAGUGGAAUUGUAGAAAUCACAGACGUCUGACUGAAAUUUGGAAGGGUGCAAAUUGAUGCUCUCAGUGUCCCCCAUACACGUAACAAUUUUAUAAUACCUCUUUAGAAUCACUUUAACGCUGCAAAUAUUGUUCUAUUGUCAUAAGACUUAGUUUGUUAAUGUAUAAUGUUAUUCAUGUCAUUAUAUUUUUCUACAACAUAUAAAAACUUUCAUAGUGA
Messenger RNA from Lottia gigantea (owl limpet), 2162 nucleotides. RefSeq lists its product as hypothetical. The transcript has a single exon. Bases 81 to 1724 code for a protein of 547 amino acids. The record is from RefSeq and is a predicted model, not a curated record. Gene Ontology annotation, molecular function: transcription cis-regulatory region binding; protein binding. NCBI's taxonomy places the organism in Eukaryota, Metazoa, Mollusca, Gastropoda, Lottiidae. Gene Ontology annotation, cellular component: Set1C/COMPASS complex.